AUGCUCCACUCCGCCGCCCCUUCAAACAAACGCAUCUUCGCGCCCACUGGCGGCUCCACCGACCCAGGCCACGCCGUCCAGUACAAAGCCGGCGCCCUCAACAUCUCCGACCUCGCCCCGACCCCCACCGCGCAAUUCCACGCCUGGUUCAAUGAAGCCCUCGCCGCAGGUGUCUACCAGCCCGAAACUGUGACCCUCGCGACCUGCAGCCUGCCCGACGGCAAGCCCUCGGCCCGCACGGUCUUCAUGAAGGAGCUCGACGACCGCGGCUUCGUGGUGUACACCAACAUGGGCACGAGUCGGAAAGCCGCCGACAUGGCGAGUAAUCCGCAGGCAGCGCUGACAUUCUGGUGGCGCGAGAUGGAAAGGCAGGUCCGGGUGGAGGGGCGAACCGAGCGGCUUACUUCCGAGGAGUCGCAGGUAUAUUACGACACUAGAAUCCGGGGAAGCAGGAUUGGGGCGUGGGCGAGUCCGCAGAGCCAGGUGCUGGAGGGGAGGGAGGAGUUGGAACGGAGGGUUGAGGAGGUGGAGAAGAGGUUUGAUGGCCAGGAAAAGAUUCCCGUGCCAGAGUUUUGGGGCGGCGUGAGGGUUGUGCCGGAGGUUGUGGAGUUUUGGCAGGGGAGAGAAAGUCGGCUGCAUGAUCGGUUGAGGUACAGGAGGGAGGGGGAGGAGUGGGUUGUGGAGAGGUUGAGUCCGUAG
This is a messenger RNA of Paraphaeosphaeria sporulosa, 699 nucleotides long. Its product is annotated as pyridoxamine 5'-phosphate oxidase. Gene Ontology annotation, molecular function: FMN binding; pyridoxamine phosphate oxidase activity. NCBI's taxonomy places the organism in Eukaryota, Fungi, Ascomycota, Dothideomycetes, Pleosporales, Didymosphaeriaceae. Bases 1 to 699 code for a protein of 232 amino acids. Gene Ontology annotation, biological process: pyridoxine biosynthetic process. The record is from RefSeq and is a predicted model, not a curated record. The transcript has a single exon.